GGUGGGUACUGGCCCACAACAGUGACUUUGUUGGGACAUUGUCUUUCCUUGAAACCACACUGCUGGGACUAUCAUGGACUCACACUACAUCUGUGCCCGCUGCCAUGGCCAUUCAGUGCCCGAAGGACUGCUGUUCUGGUGAAAGUGGCAAUAUUUUGUGAGGAAGCUGACAACGUGGUUUUCAAAAUCUGAAAUUGAAUUGGCAAAAGUCCUCCCCUGACCCUCCUCCGCCCACCAUGAGCUCCUGGGUUGUGAACAGGAAAGGAGAGCCACAGUACCGCCGGCACUUCCUGACAGACAACAGCACCUUUCAUGUGGAGCGAUGCAUGAGCGUGAUGCAGUCCGGGACACAGAUGGUGAAGCUGAAGGCAGGAUCUAAAGGGCUGGUGAGACUGUUCUACCUGGAUGAUCAUCGCUCCUGCAUUCGCUGGAAGCCCUCACGUAAGAGUGAGAAGGCCAAGAUCACCAUUGAUUCACUCUACAAAGUGACAGAGGGAAGUCAAUCAGACAUCUUCCACCGGCAUGCAGACGGCAGCUUUGACCCGGCCUGCUGUUUCACAGUGUACCAUGGAAACCACAUGGAGUCCCUUGAUCUGGUGACGUCAAAUGCAGAAGAGGCCAGAACCUGGAUAACUGGCCUCCGCUACCUGAUGGCCGGCAUCAGUGAUGAGGACUCGCUGGCGAAACGACAGCGUACACACGACCAGUGGCUGAAGCAGACAUUUGAGGAGGCGGAUAAGAACGGAGACGGUCUCCUGAACAUCGAAGAGAUCUACCAACUUCUCCACAAGCUGAAUGUCAAUCUGCCACGCAGGAAGGUCAAACAAAUGUUUCAGGAAGCCGACACAGACGAUCGGCAGGGCACGCUGACAUAUGAGGAGUUCUCCGUCUUCUACAAGAUGAUGUCUCUGAGACGGGACCUGUUCCUGCUGAUGAUGGCGUACAGUGACAGGAAGGACCACCUGACAGUGGAGGAGCUGGCCAACUUCCUGCACAUCGAGCAGAAGAUGGCCGAUGUGACUCCAGAGUAUGUUGCAGAAAUCAUUGAAAAGUUUGAGGUGUCUGAUGAGAAUAAACAAAGUGGCGUCUUGGGGAUUGAUGGUUUUACAAGUUUCAUGCGCAGUCCACCGUGUGAUAUUUUCAACCCUUUGCACCACGAGGUGAACCAAGACAUGGAGCAGCCUCUGUGUAACUACUUCAUCGCCUCCUCUCAUAACACAUACCUGACUGGAGACCAGCUCCUCUCCCAUUCCAAGACCGACAUGUAUGCCUGGGUGCUGCAGUCAGGCUGCCGCUGUGUAGAAGUGGACUGUUGGGAUGGCCCUGAUGGAGAGCCGAUGGUCCAACACGGCUACACUCUGACCUCCAAGAUACCGUUCAAAUCUGUCAUAGGGACCAUCAAUAAAUAUGCCUUCAUAAAUAACCAGUACCCAGUGAUUCUGUCCAUAGAGAACCACUGUAGCAUCCAGCAGCAGAAGAAAAUUGCUCAGUACCUGCGAGACAUCUUUGGAGACAAACUAGAUGUGAGAGAUGCACUGAGCAGAGAUUCAAAAACACUUCCCAGUCCUCAACGCCUGCAGGGCAAGAUACUCAUCAAAGGGAAGAGUCUGCCUGCCUAUCUGUCUGCGGACGCCGAGGAAGGCGAAGUGUCUGAUGAUGACAGCGCUGAUGAAAUUGAGGAUGACUUCAAGCUUAGGAGCAGUAAUGACAAUGGUCAUCACCAGGUGGAAUCUCACAUCAGAAAAAAACUGGACUCUCUACUGAAGGAGUCUCGGAUAGGUGACAAGGAAGAUACGGACAGUUUCAGCAUCCGAGCUCUGCUCAAGGCUACUCACCAGGGUCUUCAGAAGAACCUGCGGCAGAGCUCCAAAGGGGUUCUGAAGAAAUCCCAAAGCAGAUCCUUCAUCACGACGCUAAAACAGAAGAGGCACUCCAAAUCCAGGCUGUCAUGCCAAAGCAUGGACAAGGAGGAGGACAUUCAAGAGAGGUCUGGGGGGGAGGCCGGACAGUUCAACAGGGGUGGAAGGAAGAGGAAGACGAUGAAACUGAGUAGAGAUCUGUCAAAUCUGGUGGUGUUUACCAACUCCGUUGCCUCCCAGGAGUGCCUGAAUGAAGGUACUCCAGGUGACGUUCUUUCAUUCAGCGAGACCAGAGCCCAGUCUUUGGUCAAUCACAGAGCUGAACAAUUCCUGGCUUUUAACCAGAGGCAGCUGUCACGUAUUUAUCCCUCAGCCUAUCGUAUCGACUCGUCCAAUUUCAACCCCCAGUUCUACUGGAACGUGGGUUGUCAGUUGGUUGCUCUGAACUACCAGACAGAGGGCAGGAUGAUGCAGCUCAACAGAGCCAAGUUCAUGGUGAACGGAGGUAUUGGUUACGUCCUCAAGCCCCCUCCCAUGUGUAAAGGCUCCUUCAACCCAUUCAGUGAGGACCCGCUUCCAGCUUAUCCCAAGAAACAACUCAUCCUCAAGAUCAUUAGUGGACAGCAGUUGCCCAAACCACCAGACUCCAUGCUGGGGGACCGUGGAGAGAUUAUUGAUCCUUUCGUCGAAGUAGAGAUCAUCGGCCUGCCAGUUGAUUGCUGCAAGGAACAGACUCGAGUUGUUGACGACAACGGUUUUAAUCCAGUAUGGGAGGAGACUCUGUCCUUUACACUUCACAUGGCUGAGGUGGUUUUGGUGCGUUUUCUUGUCUGGGACCAUGACCCAAUUGGAAGAGACUUUAUUGGUCAACGUACUGUUGCCUUCAGCAGCCUGAUGCCUGGUUACAGACAUGUUUACUUGGAGGGGCUAACUGAGGCGUCCAUCUUUGUGCAUGUGUCAGUGCAUGAUGUCUAUGGAAAGGGUCAUCAGCUGCGAGGUAUCCGGAGUUUGUUUAACCGCUCUUCCAAGUCCUCUGUGGAUACUAACUCCGGUGGCCUUCGGAAACGCUCAAUCAGUGAUCACCUCCUGCGGCGCACAGCCAGCGCCCCAGCAAAAGGUCGGAAGAAGACCAAGAUGGUGCUGUCAGAGUCAGUGGCUUCAAUAUCAGACCAAAAUAAUGGCACAGGUGCAAGAGCAAGAGAAGAGGGCAUGUCAGGGAAGGAAGUAGGUGUGGAGAAAAGUUACGAGCCACGAGGCCCCCUCAUUCACAGACCUAUCUCCAUGCCCUUAGACAGGCUUCUGCAAGGGCAGCUAUCCCUCUGCUCCCCAGACAAGGAACAAAAUGAUAUUGGCUCAGACACGGUCAUCGGAGCUGGCUCCUUCAACAGACCCAGGUCUUCUUCUUUGGACCCUUUCAUCGAAUCCUCAUUUUCUAUUGAACCAAACAUCUCUUCCCCUUCUAAGACAUACAUCAAUAGAAAUGAAGACUUGGACCAAUCAGAGAAGUCUUCUUAUCUGGUUAUUGAUGGAGGCAAAGUAAGAACGGAAGAGGAGUAUGCCAAUUACCAGUUAGAAGACAACAGAGUCAAAUCAAAGAUCAUCACCACAGGAGCAGAGAAAAAUAGUUUUUUUUCGCCUUCUAGGAACAUCCAGAAGAGAUCGGAUGAACCAGAGACAUCAUCACACAGCACAAUAUUUACAGUUGCAACUUCAAUCUCCUCAUCCUCAUCCUCUGGCUCCUCCUCUUUGCCUCCUCUUUCCCCUAUCAGUAGGGACUGUGAUAUGAAGAGUCCAAGCUCUUUGCAUGACAGCACUAUCUCCAGACUCAUUGAUGCUGUGUCUUUAGGCAAUGAGCAAGACACUUGUGGCUCUAUUUCUGCUCUUAUUGGUCAGUUUGAAAGCUCUGUUGACCAAAGCAAAUCACACACAUUAUCUCAUGUUCAUAUCCCUUUCCAUCAUUCAAACCAUAGGCCUACCACCCCUAUCACACUGCACGAUUUAAGGUCACCUCUGAAGACCGUCACUGCCUCUACUAACAAGAGCCACUUAAGUCCUCAAAAAGUAGCUGAAAAAACAAAUCAUGAAAUCCAAUCACCACGCAAGAUUUCCCAGGCAGGAGCACCUGCUCCAGCUCUCCUCUCAAGCCCAGAAACCGCUGAGCUUGAAGAGGUCUAUACCAUUCUGGAUGAGGAGGUACUGUCGCCUGUAUCUGUGUACAACCUGAGAAAGCAGACGGUCCAUGUUCAGACAGACACUAGAAACAGCACACCUUUAAAUAGCUUGGGGUCCUCUCCAGCCAAGGUGGUGCAGAGUUUAAGAAAAGGGCACAAUCUGGGCUGGGAUGACGUGAACAAAAAAAGGGGUGGAAGUGAAGAAAGUGAGGCGACAGAAGAGAGUGUGUACGAGGAAGUGUAUGAUCCACCAACACUAGCAUCAGUACCAGGAAGAGAGCAAAGUACUUCUAAAAGGUACACAGGCUCCUCUGUAAACAAUAACUGUUUCCAGUUUCUCCAUGACUCAGCUGGAAAUGCUUUUACAGAAGUGGAGAUAAACGUUGAUGAGGAUCCAUUGGAGAUGAUGGUGACCUCGCCGAAACAUGGCAACCAAUGGCAGGGACCCAUAAAUCCAACCAAACGGCAUGCUAUUUACCAAAAUCACGAGUCCACUCUCAACCACUCCCAACAAAAACAGCCUUUGUCAUACUGUGAUCCUCAAAAGCACUACCCGUCACAUGUAUUGUCACAGUGUCCCACUCCAAUGAAUCAAUCUUUCUAUCAGCUGGCCAAUCAACACCAACACCAGAACAACUCCCAGGCUUCUCCCCUCCACAGACCCAUCAUCUCUCGAUCUUCCAAUCCUAGUCCACUGCGUCAGAACAGCUACCCUGUUCCGCAGAGCAAUUCUGAUGCCUUUAACAACAGCAACGACUUCAGGAGUUCCUACACACAACAAAGGAGCUAUAGUGGCAACCAGAACAUAAACAGGUCCCAUCAAGAUAGGCUAGGGUAUAACCAGAUGGAGCAAGUAAGGUCUUUCUAUAAUUGUGUCUCCUCUUCUGAAAAAAUCCCCCCUGGCCAAUCUGUUGUGUCCGCAAACAUUGGAAGAGAGAGAGGCCGAUAUCCCCCUUAUUCAGACUGUGAUGCAGUGUACAGCCACCUGGACUAUGACUGCAUUACGCCCUCAUCAGAGUCUUCAGCUCCUCGAAAAACCCAGCCAUGCAGUCAAAGUCAAACACAAUCAUACACCCCGACUCAUUCCUGGAACCAAAACGUUUCCCUCAUCACUACAAGACAUCAGACACACCCUGAAUCCAGAGAUUCUCUCCACUCAAACGUAGGCCCUACAUCAACACAAACCCAGUUUGGUACCAUAGACCCCAUAGCCCCCAGUCCAUGUAAAUCCAAGUCCCUGGGAGACCUGACCUCGGAAGAUAUUUCAUGCAACUUCCAGAGCAAAUACCACAUUAUAAGUCGCAGUUUCAUCACUCCCCAUAUGAGGAAGCAGAGUAGGAUGGGCAUCAUGGGGGAAGUAACCUUCCAAUCACAGUCUUGUGAUCCACUUACAGAACAACUACGUAAGCUGGUCAGUCUAGAGGGGGACGACAGUGACAGACCCCAGCCUCCUCAGUUGAGUCAGGAAGCAAAACCCCCACAGCCACAGCCACAGGUAACAAGUGUAGCUUAUGUUGAUCCCAGGGAUGUAGAUGAUUCCCCCCCACUCCUUACCCGCCGCCUAUCUUCUCGGAGCCAAAGCCGAGUGCGUCACAUUAACAGCCGCGCUCGUGAAAAACUGCAAGAGGCUCUAAAGCCUCGGGCGGGUGUGGUGAUCAAUAGUUCUGCCAGCCUUGGUGGGGUUGUAUUGAGGAAUAAACCAGCCUCACAAAAUCCACCAGCUAAUAGACACUCAACUGGUUCUUACAUCGCAGGCUACCUUGGUCAGCUGGAAGACAGGGGACUUCCUGAAGGAGCUUGUACAUCAUUGCGUUAUAGAAAUGGGGAUCAUUUUGGAGAUCACUUCUACACAGAUGACUCUCUUCCACCUGCUGACUCCAACCACUCUGCGUCAGAGCCUGAGGUCUACUUUCUGCUCAGACUGUAGCUCUGACCAUAACCUAAAAUGAGAUUAAUGAUAAAGCUGUAAUUCUUGAUGAUGUUCAAUUACACAAAAAGCCAAACGAUCAAGGAAAUAUAUACUAGCCAUUGUUUUUUCCCAUGUUCAAAGACCAGUAGGCUUCCAUCAUGACAGUGAAAUACAUCUUAUUCUGGAGAAAGAUAUAGUCUGUACAAUGUAUGUGAAACAUCACAUGUAAUCCAUAGCUGGAUCUGACAGCAUGAAAUUAUUGUGUGAAAUGUACUCUAUUCAAGUAAAUGGUCUUUCUAGUCUGGCAGUGUAUUGUCUGUAUUCUGCUUCAUGUGUAAAUGUACUUGGGAACUUUGAUUCCCUCCAAAUGGCUUCCUUGACUGAUUGUACAGAUACUUGUUAUCUUUGUCCCUGUGAUGUACUUUCCAAACUGCGAACAUUGACUAUGAAGCAAAACAAAACAAGAAUUGGGUUUUAAGCAGAGAGGGAAUGUCUGUCUUUGUAUCAUUUGAAUGUGUAAUAUAAUCAAACAGCUCUUUUAAUAGAUGGGCUUCAUCUUUUCAAGGAUGAAAUGUAAGUCUUCCUUCUCUUUUCAGUGGUAUUACACUUCAUGUGUGAUGUGUGUAAAUAUUGAUGUCAUUGUUUUAAAUCUGAGAUGGGUUUUAGUUGAGAGCCAAUUCCAACUGAACAUUUUUGUUUGUGCAUGUUACCUGUUCAAACAUGUCAAGCAUGACUAUGCACCAAUUCAUACAAUAGAUGUUGCAUCGCCUAACAACAUUUGCACAGAACAAAUAGCUGCAUUGGAUACAACAGAGGACAAAGGCUUGUUUUUAUUAGGUGCAAUACAGUACAUUAACUUCUUGCUUGGACUUGUUGCUCUCUAUGAUUUGUAGAAUUUGUAGAUUGCAAAUUUGAAAGAUGUGGAGUUUAAAGGUCUUAUUUUUAUAAUUGCUUUGAUACAGACUGCAGAAAUAAUCUUCUGUUGGUUAUUGUUGUUUUAUUUUGUAUAACGACACAGGGCCAGGCUGAGGAGGGGAGGGAGGCAAAG
Messenger RNA from Cyclopterus lumpus (lumpfish), 6987 nucleotides. RefSeq names its product phospholipase C, eta 1 (gene plch1). NCBI's taxonomy places the organism in Eukaryota, Metazoa, Chordata, Actinopteri, Perciformes, Cyclopteridae. Gene Ontology annotation, biological process: lipid metabolic process; phosphatidylinositol-mediated signaling. Gene Ontology annotation, molecular function: calcium ion binding; phosphatidylinositol-4,5-bisphosphate phospholipase C activity. The record is from RefSeq and is a predicted model, not a curated record. Bases 237 to 5957 code for a protein of 1906 amino acids. The transcript has 23 exons.